GUUUCUAACAAGUGGUAUCAGAGUCAAGUUGGAGCAGAAAAGUCAGAUCAAAAGUGAUCCCAAAAUUAGAACUCUGUCUAGUGGCUCGAAACUACGUUUUGAGGCCACCAUCACAUUUAACUCGCUGAGACAAAGAGAACGGUGCAAGCCAGAGCUCGAACGGAGUCCAAACUAAGCCUCACGCUCCCUCACGCGCCUCACCAAAGCAAGACGCUUUGCCACACGCCUGUGACCAGCUCCUCACGCACCGCACGCGUCUUCCUUGCCCAGACCGCCUUGACCCAACCCGGGGGAAAAUCGACUUGACCCGAAUACACCCUCAGACUAGGUCAACCCGAGAUCCAGUCCCUGACUCGGAUCUGACCCGCCGUCUCAGAACCCAGCCACGUCAGCUCCGCUACAUCAGCCGGGCCCCAUUGCCACGUCAGCAGCCACGUAAUCGGUGUGCCACGUCAUUUGGGGUGCCACGUCAGUAGGUGAACCCACUGACACGUCGGCAGGUGGCCCUACUACUACGUCAGCAUAGUUGACCAGUUUGACCAUAAGUUUGACUGAGCUUUUUGGAGUCGCUUUGGGUUUGUUUUUCAAGCGACUUAAACCAUUUUCUUUCGAUUGUUACAGAUCCAACCGUGCUAUCCAUUUGAGCUAAUUCCAUCUUUAGAUUAGCGAAUCGAGAUGUCGAAUGAAAAGAGUUCAAAAAUCGAAAUGUUCAAUAGAAACAAUUUCGGUUUCUAGAAGAUGCAGAUAGAAGAUUGUUUGUUUGGGAAGGAAUUACACUUACCGUUGAAAGGUAAGCCAGCAUCCAUGAACGAGGACGAGUGGGAGUUGCUUGAUCGAAAAGCCCUCGGAGCCAUCAGAAUGACGUUGUCGAAAUCUGUGGCGUUCAAUAUCAAGUAUAUAACAUCCAUCAAGUCUUUAAUGGAUGCGCUCUUUAAUAUGUACGAGUAGCCUUCAGUCGCAAACAAGGUACAUCUCAUGAAAAGACUAUUUACGAUGAGCAUAUCUGCAGGUGAAAGUUUCAGCAGGCAUUUGAAUAAUUUCAAUGAGUUGUCGGAUCAACUCGCCUUAGUCGGGGUAACGUUUGAUAAUGAGAUUCGGGCCCUACUGAUUCUCAGUCAAUUGCCCGAAAGUUGGAAUGAUGUCGUUACUGCCAUCAGUAGUUCCACAGGAAUCAAAAGAUGAGGUCGUCAGCAUGAUUUUGAUGGAGGAAAUCAGAAUGCAGUCGAACCAUGGCUCCACUUCGAGUUCAGCCUUGAACAUGGAGAGUUGAGACAGAGGAAACAGGCAUGGACGAUCAAAAAACCAUGGCAGAUCUAGGCCCAGGCCGUCUAAAUCCAGAAAUUCCAGAGGUACUCAGGACACAGGUUCCCAGAGAACAAAAAUUAUUGAGUGUUGGAACUGUGGAAAAUUGGUCAUUAGAAGAACCAGUACAGAAGUUAGAAGAAAGAAUACGAGACGAGGGUAAAGACAGAAGCAAAUAUUGCUUCUGAAAAUGAUAAGAUGUUGAUAUGCUCUUUGGAGGGCAAGUAGGAGUCUUGGGUCUUAGACUCCGGAGCCUCAUUUCAUGCCACUUGCUGCAAAGAUUGCCUAGAAGAGUACACACCAGGUAAUUUUGGUUAGGUGUACCUUGGCAACGAUUAACCUUACGAUAUAACCGACAAGAGAGUUGUGAAUAUCAAUAUAAAUGGGUCAGUAUGGAGGCUGAAGGAUGUUAGAUAUAUUCCAGACUUGAGAAAGAAUUUGAUCUCAGUUGGUCAGCUGACAGAUGAGGGAUACACAGCGAAAUUCAUUGGCGAUGAAUAGAAAGUUUCAAAGGGUGUACUAACGAUUGUGCGAGGUAAGAAAAGUGGAAGACUUUCUCUAACCUCCAAUGCCUUUAUGUCUAUUUCAGUUGCUGUAAGAAAUGACGACAGCAACAUCUGGCACCAACGACUCGGUUAUAUGAGCGAGAAGGGACUCAAGGUGAUGCACUCAAAGGGAAAAUUGAGUGAUUUACAGUCAGUGCAGAUUAACAUGUGUGGGCAUUGUAUAGGUGGGAAGCAGAAGAGGGUCAGUUUCCAAAUAAACACCCGUGUUCCAAAGAAGAAGAGACUAGAACUAGUCCACUGAGAAUGUGUCGAGACACAACAACAUAAUGCCGAGAAUCCUCAGGUGGAGGAACUAGUGGAGCAGAUCAUCGCACCACCGCCUCCUACUCCAGCUUAGGAGCUUAGGAGAUCUACUCGGUCCCAUGUACCAAACAGAAGGUAUAUUGAUUACUUACUUCCUACAGAUGGAAGAGAGCCCGAAUGCUAUGAUGAAACAUGUCAGGUGGUAGAUAUGAGCAAGUGGGAGCUUGCAAUGAAGGAUGAGAUGGAGUCCCUCACCUCCAACAGAACGUGGGAACUAGUUAAGUUGCCCAAAGGCCUUCACAACAAGUGGGUAUAUAGAAUCAAAGAGGAGCAUAACAGCUCUAGAAGGUACAAGCCUAGGUUGGUAGUCAAAAGCUUCGAACAGAAGGAAGGGAUUAACUACAUCAACAUCUUUGCACCAGUUGUGAAACUGACAACCAUCAGAUUAAUCUGCAGGAAUCAAGCAAACAGGAAGGUGGUGACUACAGGGAAACUGAAGUUGUGUCCAACUUUAGUUGGUCUUCAUGCCUGAAGACAUGUUUUGAGCACAUCGUUUAUUCAUGAUACUGAUUGAGGAGGCGUCUCUGUCUCCAAAUGGGAGAUUGUUGUAGUUGGAGACAAGAGAGCCAGAAGCUGGAGACGCGUGAUGAGUUGGAAAUGCGGUUUGCAUUUAUCCCUAUUUUAUCUCUCCAUUGUAACUUCCCAUUUGUGAUUGAUUACAUUUAAUUGUGAUUAAAUAUUGAUUUAAAUAUCAGCCCUAUAAAUAGAGGGCUGAGGAAUACAAUAGAUAAACAAGUGAGAAGCUCAGAGAGCAGAGAGGAGAAAUCAAGGAGGAAGAGAGGGAGAGAGAGAGUGAGAAUUAUAUUUUUCCGGCGAAUAGUGAAUUUGUGGUGUGCGCUCCAUUGAAAAUUUUUUCAUCUAUAUAAACAUGUGUACAUAUAUAAAUUAAAUAAAAAUAUUAGACUAAUUAUUGUUAUCUCUAAAGUAAGAUGUACUGCCUAGAAUGUUCCCAUGGGCACGAAGUAGUGGUAAGCAUUGAUUAAGACGGUUUGCGGAGGAUCGUGGGUUCAAGUCCUAGUUGAUGUGCUCUGAUUUUGGCCUGGCUACAUGGGUUUAAACUGAAGUCGACAUGUGUCCUAGGAUGAAAAUAAAGCGAGUGGCCGACUAGGAAGGUGACGAAGUUGUAAACCGCAUCCAGCUUUACUAGGUGCCACACUCUGGGGGGAGGGUGUCGCCCCAAUGGUUUGGUGCCGCACCAGGGGGUUUUGAAGGGCUUGUUGGUAGUUGGAGUCCCAUCGAGAUAAAAUAUAUAUAGAUAUAUACUACCUAGACAUGGCAAAACGGGUCUAACCCAAUAAGUCAUUCGUGAUCUGCCCGAUUAAGACGAGUUUGGGUUUAUGAAAGUCAUCAACCCAUUUAUAAACGGGUCAACCCAUGACUCAUCCGUUUAUAAAUGGAUCAACCUGGGUUCGAGUUAAGUCACUCGCCCGGUGACUCGUUUAUUUGCCUUCUUGUUUGUUCCACCUUACAUUAUACACAAAACAUUAAAACCCUAUCCCCAAAUUCACAAUCCCCGUAUACGUAUCCCGCUUCCUCCCGCCUCCUGCCCCCAGAGUCUAGAUCCAUGACCAUUGCAUCUACUAGUCACCUGCACUCCACUGCUGUGGCGCCAUUCGCCUUGGCCCUUGCCUGUCUUCGUUUGGCCAUCUCCCUAGUAGUUAACAUGCCGUGGUUAGAAAGGUCCCUUCACUCCCUUGCCCGUUUGGCGGUCACAAGUCUUCGAGAUAGCAGUUCUUCUUCUUCUUCUUCUUGUGGUCGUCAAGGUGUCAGCACUCCAUGGUCGGCUUCACUCUGUCGCCCGUUUGACGGUCACAAUUCUUUGAGACUAUAGUUCUUCUUCUUCUUCAAACUGAUUUUGAUUUUGAUCAAAAAUCAAAAUUAAAAACACAAAAGAGAAGACCUACUAAGGUCCUGUACUCAUGUUGCCUAAUGUGUGUAUCUUUUGUUUGAGCAGGGAGACUAGCGGAGAUUUUUUUUCUUCAUUGGCACCGCCCCUUCACUUUGGCUGUUUCGAAUAAAUUGUUUGGUGUCUUUAUGAAAACUAGGCAAACAAAGUUUUAUUCAAGAAAAUAAAAAUAUGGUAAAACUAAACAAUACAUGUACUAAUUACUUUGAUUUAGAUUUAGAUUUAGAUUUAAACCCCCUCUUCUUCCUCAACCCGCGUCAACCGAGAGGUGCAAGAGAGGAUCUCUGUUCUUAAUUUGGCUUUAAAAUUAUAAAAUAAUUAUAUUAUUUUUUUAAAUGAAUAACCCGUGACCCGCUAGUUCCGCCCGUUUAAUAAACGGAUGGGUUGGAGUUUAUAUGAUUGUGAUCCGUUUAAUCUCGACCCAUUUACCAUCUUACCUGACCCGACCAAACCCGACAUUUGAGCCCCUUUUUCCACCCCUAAUACUGCCUAGAAAAUAGAAACGGUACAACUAUUUUCAACAGGUGGAGCCCCCACCAGCUGGCCGUCUCAAUAUCAACACUCCAUAGUCAAAAAAGCGUCCCCACUCUCGCAGCAAAAGCCGGCCACACGCCGAAUAAUCUAUUCUCCCUCCAUCGCCGAAGAUCAAACGCUGCUUAAUUUCAAACUUCAAACCACUUUCCCUCUCAAACUAAGAUUUCCAAACCAGUUUGUCUCGAUCUCCGCCCAACUUUACUCAUUUACUUCACUCCAGACACCGCAAUCUCCGUCAACUGUAACUGAUCUUAAUUAAUUUCAUGACGACGUUACAGCUUCUUCUUCUGAUCAUACUAACUCUGCAAUUGCCACCUCCCUUCCUCGCUCUCUCCCCCUGCCGGACCUCCUGCGGCGGAAUCGCAGUGAACUACCCGUUCGGCAUCGACGAUGGCUGCGGCGCGCGUCAGUUACGCAACAUGCUGGUCUGCAACGCCACCGCCUCUGGCGACAGCCUCUUUUUCCAAACCCCCUCCGGCUCCUACAAGGUCCGAUCCAUCGACUACGACGCGAAGACCGUCGCGAUCUUCGACCCGGACAUGUCCACCUGCAGCGCGCUCCAGGCGCCGCGCACAUUCGAGGUCUCCGACGCGCAGUAUCUCGCGAUCCCGCCGUCGCCGGACACCGCCUUCGCGCUCCUCAACUGCUCCGCCGACUCCCCCCUCCUCAACCACUACAGUUACCUCUGCUUCAACUUCGCCGGCCACACGUGCGACGAGCUAUACACUUGCGGAUCGUUCCAGAUCCUCCACGCGCCGGCCACGAACGUGACGCCGCCGUGCUGUUUCACGGACUACAACGCGCUGAGGAUGGUGAAGAUGGACAUGAACCUUCUGGACUGCACGCACUACACCUGCGUGUACGGUACGGACGGGCUGAGGGGCGUUAGGCCGUUGGAUUGGAAGUACGGAAUCGGGCUGCAAUACGCUGUGCCCGAUAUGGGGUGCGACCGAUGCGCCAGGUCCGGCGGCACCUGCGGCUUCGAUACGGAGAGUGAAGGGUCGCUCUGUCUCUGCUCCGGCUCCGUCAACUCUACAACAACCUGCGGGAGUGUUACGAAUGGAAGAGAGAAGACUGAAGCCACUAAGUUAAUAUACCAAGCAUUGGUUUUUGCUUUGGGAGCAAUUUUCUACAUGCAACUCUUGUGACUUCUUCACUUGCAAUUUUUUUGGUUGAGUCUCAUGUAAUUUCUUAACCUACACUUGAGAGCGUAGAUUUCAGAUUUUAGAUUUGAAUUUUGAUAAAUUUGAACAAAUUUUAAUACAAUUUUGUAUUACAUUUUAUU
Malania oleifera is the source of this 5896-nucleotide messenger RNA. RefSeq lists its product as uncharacterized. The transcript is spliced from 2 exons. Gene Ontology annotation, molecular function: polysaccharide binding. NCBI's taxonomy places the organism in Eukaryota, Viridiplantae, Streptophyta, Magnoliopsida, Santalales, Ximeniaceae. The record is from RefSeq and is a predicted model, not a curated record. The coding region runs from base 4875 to 5759 and encodes 294 amino acids.